UCCCCUGAGGGUUCCUCAUCUCAGUUGGCACUGAGGGACACCCCUCACCAUCCCUGAGGGCUCCUCAUCCCGGUCGGCACUGAGGGACACCCCUCACCAUCCCUGAGGGCUCCUCAUCCCAGUCAGCACUGAGGGACACCACUCACCGUCCGUGAGGAUUCCUCAUCCCAGUCGGCACUGAGGGACACCCCUCACCAUCCCUGAGGGUUCCUCAUCUCAGUCGGCGCUGAAGGACAUCCCUCACCGUCCUCAAGGGCUCUUCAUCCCAGUCAGUGCUGAGGGACACCCCUCACAGUCCCUGAGGGCUCCUCAGCGCAGUUGGCGCCUCGCGCCACCCCAAAGGAGGCUGCAAUUGGAAGCUCAGCUCUGCUCUGGAGAGACUAAAACCAUGCAGAUUCCUCUUCUCUUCUACUAUACCUACACUUGCUUUCUGAGAGACGGGUUUUAUAUUUGUUCUCUUUCCCCGAAAGGAAGAAAAAGAAGAAAAGCAGCCCUGGCCUGGCAGGUCUCUGGCGCUGAGGGCCCUGUCCCCGCCAUAGCAGGUUUGGUGUCCUGCCCAUUGUGCCCCCUCACCGUCUCUGGUGGCCCAGCCAGGCCAGCUCGGCCCUGGCCUUUUCCCUCAGAGCCUUUUUGCGGAGCUGGAGGAGGGUGGCCUGGUGUCGAGCCCGCAGCUCCUCUCCCCUCAGGCACUGCUGCGCCAGGGCCAGGCUGAGGCGGCAGAACGUGCUGGAGCCUCCAUAGAGUGGAAUGGCUGCGCUGCACUGGGGACAGAGCAGAGCAUCAGAGUCACUGAUAGAGGGACUAAAAGCCAAAACCACCUCGAACUCAGAGAAAAACACCCCUCAGACUGUUCCCAGAGCUGGUGUUACCUGGCUGUCACAGCUAGCCUGGUCACUGCUCUCUCCAGAGCUGGCCCCUGCACAGGUCUCCCCAUGGGGCAGAGCCACCAGAGGUGACAACAGAUUCGCAGUUUGAUGGUUGUGCAGUGGCUCCCUGUGAUCUGCUGCCAGGGAUCCUAAGGAAAGGAAUUAACGUCACUAUAAAUGAAAUAUCUGUAACAGAAGGAAAAAGAGACCAAAAAAACCAACUCCCACAGUACAAGUUAACGUCCAUUCCCGAAUUCAAGGCACCUUCGUAAAGACUUGGAAGCCAGGCCCAUGCACUGCCCUCAGAGCCGGAGGAGUCACCCCAUGGCUGUUCACUCACAGGAGCAAGAAUGGAGGCAUCCUGCCUGGAACUGGCCCUGGAAGGAGAGCGCUUGUGCAAGGCUGGGGACUUCAAAGCUGGGGCAGCCUUCUUCGAAGCAGCAGUGCAGGUGGGGACUGAGGACCUGAAGACUCUCAGUGCCAUCUACAGCCAGCUGGGCAAUGCCUAUUUCUACCUAAAGGAGUAUUCCAAGGCCCUGGAGUACCAUAAGCACGACCUGACCCUGGCCAGGACCAUUGGGGACCGCAUUGGAGAGGCCAAGGCAAGUGGCAACCUUGGGAAUACCCUGAAAAUACUCGGGCAGUUUGAUGAAGCUGUGGUUUGUUGCCAGAGACACUUGGACAUUUCUCAGGAGCAGGGAGACAAGGUAGGUGAAGCCAGAGCACUCUAUAAUAUAGGAAAUGUUUACCAUGCCAAGGGAAAGCACUUAUCAUGGAACAUGGCCCAGGACCCAGGCUCCCUCCCUCAGGAAGUCAAGGAGACACUGCAGAAAGCUUCAGAAUAUUAUGAGAGGAACCUGUCCCUGGUGAAGGAGCUGGGGGACAGAGCUGCUCAGGGCCGUGCUUACGGCAACCUUGGCAACACCCAGUACUUACUUGGCAACUUCAGUGAAGCCAUAGCCUUCCACAAGGAGCGCCUGGCCAUUGCCAAGGAGUUUGGGGACAAGGCAGCCGAGCGCAGAGCCUACAGCAACCUGGGCAACGCUCACAUCUUCCUCGGCAGGUUCGACAUCUCUGCGGAGUACUACAAGAAAACACUCCAGCUCUCCAGACAACUCAAAGACCAAGCAGUAGAAGCCCAGGCUUGCUACAGCCUUGGAAACACGUGCACGCUGCUUCAGGACUACGAAAGAGCAAUCGAGUACCACCUAAAGCACCUGGUGAUAGCACAGGAGCUGGGAGACAGGGUGGGAGAAGGAAGAGCCUGCUGGAGUCUGGGAAAUGCCUACGUCUCACUGGGGAGCCAUGAACAGGCUUUGCACUUCGCAAGGAAACAUCUUGAAAUCUCCCAAGAGAUCGGGGACCGGAGCGGGGAGCUGACGGCACAGGUGAACAUGGCCCAGCUCAGGUCAGCCCUUGGCCUGGGCCCUGGGGAUGAGGACAUGGGUGCAGCUCAUCACUAUGCUGGCUAUGAAGCACAAGGAGCCAGGCCAAAGAGACUCCAAAGGAACAGCAUGGACAGCUUAGACCUUCUCAAGUUCCCUUCUGAAAAGGACCAGAAUGGGGACAGCCACCAUGUGGGAGACCUGAAGAUCUCGGGAAAAGAGUUCCUGUCGUUACCUGCGAGGACGAGGAAAUACCGGGAACACCAAUCCGGUUCGGAGAGGAAGUCCCAGGGACCGAGUGCAUCACCCUUGGAUGCUGGUGAAGUCCGAGUCCAGGUGUCACAGACGAAAAUCAACCGGACCCCUUCGGAUGAGGAAUGCUUCUUUGACCUGUUGAGCAAGUUCCAGAGCAACCGGAUGGAUGAUCAGCGCUGCCCGCUGGAGGAGUGCCCGUCGGAGGCUGCGGAGGGAGCUGCCACCCCGGUGCCUGCCCUGGGAGAGCGGAUAUCACAGUCUGCCCUGAUGGCGUCUCCGCAGACAGAGGAGUUCUUCGACCUCAUCGCCAGCUCCCAGAGCAGGCGCCUGGAUGACCAACGUGCCAACGUGGGCAACCUGCCGGGGCUGCGGAUAACCCACAACAACCUGGGCCACCUGCGUGUGGAGGGGGACGCCCAGGAGCCCGGGGACGAGUUCUUCAACAUGCUCAUGAAGUGUCAGUCCUCCAGGAUCGAUGACCAGCGCUGUGCCCCCCCUGACUCCAUCCCCCGGGGUCCCACCAUGCCGGACGAAGACUUUUUCAGCCUCAUCCAGCGUGUCCAGGCCAAGCGCAUGGACGAGCAGCGGGUGGAUUUGGCCUCGGCCCAGGAGGAGGCCGAGGAGGAGCAGCACAGGCCUGGUUCCAGCUAAGAACUGGGCUUUGGUCUGGGGGGGUUGUUUUGGCUUUAUUUGGGUUUGGUUUUUUUUUUUUAAAGAAAAAAAAUGUGAGUGGUUUCAAACCCGAGGGCUCCUGUGCUACCACAGACUUGUCCCAGGAGCCACCCCAGGGAUGUGGGAGCUGCACCUCUGUCCUGUUGCUACAAGAAGGCCCCGUGGAUAUGGGGCACAAUUUUUAAACAAGGGUUUUUUUUAGGACACACGGCCCCUGUAACACUGGGCACGAGGGAAGGCUUUGGCAGCCCCUUUGCUGAUCACCUAAAAACCCAGAACUUGUAGGAGCCCAGAGGGGGUAGUUAACUCCAGCCUUGAUGUCUUUUAUUUCCACAACACUUUUAAUUAAACGGGGGAAGGGAAGAGCACCUUUUCCAUUUUGAAGGCCUCCUGUACUGCCUGCAUCACCAGGUGACACAAAUGACUCUGGAUCCUUCCCUGGAACGUCUUGCUCAGCUUUGUUCCUUCUACAGGAGAAAAUAAGCCCAAGUCUGAGGCCCUACCAGUUCUUUAAAUCUUAUCCCACCCCAGCUGCAUUGUCGUCCCACACACCUGAGUGUAUUUUAGGUUUGCUGAGGACUCUGCAGAGCCCUGGACACCUCCCUGCUUCCCCAGCCCCGGGCAGAGCUGUCCUGGGACCUCUUGGGCAGGAGCAAACCUCGCUCACACUGAGCUUUAGUGGGACUUGUUACCUCUGGAGCUCGGCCAGCUGUGCAGGCCCAGGGCAGGGGCUGUGCCUGGGAGGGGGAAGGUCUCUGCUCAUGUGUUCAGCCCAUGGCAAAUGUGGGCAGCUCUGGUGUCACUGAGCCGAGGUCUCAGGCAGGUGAGGGUGCCUGAGGCAGAACCUGCGUGUGACAGGGACCCGCUUCGACAGCCAGCAAAGCUUUCUGCCCACAGCUUGUCCUUCCUCCCUUCUGUGUCCAACAGCAGCUCGGGAUAAUGGCCCUUCAGCCUCCGUGUUUCUCCCCAAACCAGUGCUGAGCUGCUCCUGGCCCUGGCAGAGCUGCUCCAGGAAAGGCACCUCCAAUACCUGGAGCCUCAGGGGAGCCCCAGCCACAUUUACUGUCAUUCCUUCCCCUUUUGGACCAGUUGGAAAAGCUGCAGGAGGGGAGCAGGGACCUGACUUCAGGAGGUGCAGUAUUUUCCCUUCGCUUGACCAGAGACUAUCUUGGACUUCAGACACUGCAGCACCGAGUUGUGCCGAAGCAGCGACGUUCCUGUAGAGAAUAAAAUCAACACUUCCUGUUUGAAAUGCGUCUGUUGGAAGCAUUCCCAACCAGCAGCGAGAUGUUUUUAGACCAGUGAUGCUGCUCAUGGGGCAUUUUCCCUGCCUGCACUGACCAUGUGGAGUGGUAGCUGCAUUUUACCUGCUACCUGGGAGCACUCACCUGCUGCACGGACCACUUGGCCAAGGCUGGGCCUCCUUCCUGGGGCUGGGAAGAGCUCUGGAGAAGGGAGAGGAGGACCUGCCCAGCCACCUUUGUACCAGCCAAGCUGGCAUUUGUAAAAGAGGAAAACAUUGAUGAUGAUGACCUGACCAGCUGCAGGCUCAGGCCUGUGCAGCUCUCAGCCAGGUGGUGAACUGGAAUCUGACCAUUAAGCUUUCAGAGGUAUUAUUGAGGUAUUAUUUGCCAUAUACUUGAAUGUAUGAGCUUAUUUAUUUUUUACAUGUGCAUUUGCUAAUGUCAUUUUAAUGGGAAAUUUCCAACCCACAGGUACUUGUUUUUUUUCUAAAAAAUAAUCUGCCAAAUGGAUUAAUAUAUUAGAAAUGAAUACAGCUCAAGGGGAAGGGAUGUGGGGGGGUUGUGCUUAAUAAAUAUUUGUGUCUAAGCUUCA
This is a messenger RNA of Chiroxiphia lanceolata (lance-tailed manakin), 5014 nucleotides long. RefSeq names its product G protein signaling modulator 1 (gene GPSM1). Lineage: Eukaryota; Metazoa; Chordata; Aves; Passeriformes; Pipridae. Gene Ontology annotation, molecular function: GTPase regulator activity; protein binding. The transcript has 14 exons. Bases 1217 to 3157 code for a protein of 646 amino acids. The record is from RefSeq and is a predicted model, not a curated record.